Etheostoma spectabile (orangethroat darter) is the source of this 3295-nucleotide messenger RNA. It is a transcript of the gene acap3a, whose product is annotated as ArfGAP with coiled-coil, ankyrin repeat and PH domains 3a. The transcript has 23 exons. Gene Ontology annotation, molecular function: GTPase activator activity; protein binding. Lineage: Eukaryota; Metazoa; Chordata; Actinopteri; Perciformes; Percidae. The record is from RefSeq and is a predicted model, not a curated record. Gene Ontology annotation, cellular component: cytoplasm.
CUGAGUGAGGCAGCUCCGGAGCAUCAGAGCGGGACUGAGUGAGGGACUGAACCGCUGCAGGAGCGCGAGACGCCGGAAAGGAACGGGUCGCUGUAUCGGAUAACUCCACAUCUCUCUCACCCUUUACCGUUACUCUUCACCCAGCCAGGACAUGAACUGUGUAUUCUAACCCGGGUUAAACGUCGCUCUCUCCCGCCCAAGAUGACGGUGGACUUUGAAGAAUGUAUUAAAGAUUCACCCCGCUUUAGGGCAAAUAUUGAUGAGGUGGAGACAGAGGUGGUGGAGAUCGAGGCGAAACUGGAUAAGCUGGUGAAGCUAUGCAGUGGAAUGAUUGAAGCGGGGAAGGCGUACGUUAGCGCCAACAAGCUCUUCGUCAACGGCGUCCGGGAUUUGUCCCAGCAGUGCAAGAAGGAUGAGACCAUCUCGGAGUGCCUGGAGAAGUGCGGUGAAAGCCUCCAGGAAAUCAUCAACUACCACAUGAUCCUGUUUGAUCAAGCUCAGCGGUCCGUAAAGCAACAGUUGCACAACUUUGUGAAAGACGACGUUCGCAAGUUCAAGGAGACCAAGAAGCACUUUGACAGGGUGCGGGAGGAUUUGGAAAUAGCGCAGGUGAAGAACGCUCAGGCGCCGAGGAACAAGCCUCACGAGGUGGAAGAAGCCGCCGGGACGUUAAGCCUCGCUCGCAAGUGCUUCCGACACCUCGCUCUGGACUACGUGUUGCAGAUCAACGUCCUCCAGGCGAAGAAGAAAUUUGAGAUCCUAGAUGCUAUGCUGUCCUUCAUGCACGCCCAGUACUCGCUGUUCCAGCAGGGCUACAACCUGCUGGAUGAGAUCAACCCCUACAUGAAGAAACUGGCUGCUGAGGUGAGCAGAGAGAUCUUGAGCACAGCUCAUAGCAUAUUUAUUUGGAGAAAAAAACAUGCAACCAUCCAGCAGAGGACCCUCAUGCAGGACUUUUCAUAUGACGACUCCAAGGUGGAGUUCAACGUGGAUGCUCCUAAUGGUGUGGUGAUGGAGGGCUACUUGUUCAAGAGGGCCAGCAAUGCCUUUAAGACCUGGAACAGACGUUGGUUCUCCAUUCAGAACAGUCAGCUGGUCUAUCAGAAGAAGCUCAAGGAUUCUCUGACGGUGGUGGUGGAGGACCUCCGGCUGUGCUCUGUUAAACCGUGUGAGGACAUCGAGAGGAGGUUCUGCUUCGAGGUCGUCUCCCCCUCCAAGAGCUGCAUGCUUCAGGCGGAGUCUGAGAAGCUAAGACAGGCGUGGAUUCAGGCAGUUCAAGCUAGCAUUGCCUCGGCCUACCGAGAGAGCCCAGACACCUACUACAUAGAGCAUUUGGACAGAACCGCCUCACCGUCCACUAGCAGCAUCGAUUCGGCCAGCGAGCCGCGGGAGCGCAGCGGGCGCGGGGGGGAGAGCAUCCUGCAGCGGAUCCAGUGCCUCCCGGGGAACCAGCAGUGCUGUGACUGCGGCCAGGCCGACCCGCGCUGGGCCUCCAUCAACCUGGGCAUCCUGCUGUGUAUCGAGUGCUCCGGCAUCCACAGGAGUCUCGGAGUUCACUGUUCGAAGGUUCGCUCACUCACGCUAGACUCAUGGGAACCAGAAUUAUUAAAGUUAAUGUGUGAGCUUGGAAACAGUGUCCUCAACCACAUCUAUGAAGGCUCAUACCAAGAACAAGGUCUGAAGAAACCAUUACCGUCCAGUUCAAGGUAGGAAAAGGAGGCUUGGAUUAAAGCGAAGUACGUGGAGAAGAGAUUCCUGAAGAAGCUGGGCUCCACAGAGAUACUCAUCAAUGGAGAGAGGAAGUCGGAGCGGCGGUGGAGCGUGAAGAAGUGUCGGAGGCACAACAGCGCCACCACGGUACCCAAAACACGGCGAAGAUACCGCCAGGAGCCUGGCAGCACGUCGCCGUCCACCCUCUCCUCAGAAUGUGUCCAUGUUGUGGCGUCUCCCGGUCCGGCAGGCCUGAGCAGUGACAGCGGCUUGGGGGGCAGCACAGACGGCAGCACAGACAUCCUGGUCUUCGGCUCCGUGGUGGACAGCGUCACCGAGGUCUUGCAAACUGGUGUUGUUGCUUUACUUUAGGGUUCACUGAUCGCCUGCGAGUUCCUGCUCCAGAACGCUGCUGACGUCAACCAAAGGGACGCGAGAGGGAGGGGCCCCCUACACCAUGCCACAUAUCUGGGACACACGGGGCAGGUGUGUUUAUUCCUAAAACGGGGAGCGACGCAGAACGACGGCGACGAGGACGGCCAGGACCCUUUGAGUAUCGCUGUACAGCAAGCCAACGCAGAUAUAGUCACACUGCUGCGUCUGGCCAGGAUGAACGAGGAGAUGCGGGAGUCGGAGGGACCCUUCGGACAGCCAGGAGACGCCACAUACCUAGACAUCUUCCGAGAGUUCUCCCACAUGGCGUCCCACAACCCGGAGAAGCUGAAACGAAGGAGUGUGCACUUCCGACACUCCUUCAGGUAGUCCGCCGACGAGCGUCCGCAGCCGCAAAAACAUGUACUUGAAAAGUGCAACAGCCCCUUUCCAUAUACUUAACUGGGGUGGGUUGUAUCAUAACAAGUAUACCUGAUUAGAAAACGAUCAUGUUUUCUUAUAAUAAGUUACCCAGUCUGUUUUAUUCCACAGAUGAAUCUACCUUUCAUGCAGUUUUUCAUUGUCAUUACAUUUUUACAGUCCCUGCAUUAUAUCUGCAAUAUUCCAAUGCCGUUCAUAGAUCAACCUUUUAUUUUGAAAUGAGGAUUUGCUGGUCUUUUCCUCUUGAUUGCUUUUUUACAAUAUAAAUAAAUGUAUUAUUGCUUUUGUACAUUGUCAGAUGAAACUUUUUUGGAUAAAAUGCCAAGCACUUGUUUUGUUUUCGUUUUGUAGUUUGCCGCGCAAGUUUCACUAUUUCGAAUAUCGAAGGAAUACUUUACAUAAACACAUUUUUUUCUUGUGUGUGUAAUGCAUGCGUUUGCUCCAGUUAUAUUUCUAAACUUGAAUUCAGCUGUUGCAUGGAUAAAGAGUGUCAUGUCGUCAGUUUUCACCGUCAACCAUCUUGAAGUCGCAAUAUUAUUUCUCUUGAUGAGUUUAUUUUGUCAUAAAAAUGUGUUUUUUCUUGCAUCGACUAUGCUGGUGUAGUCCUGGGAAUUUUUGGUUUUAAUGUACUUUGCAGUACCACUACGAAAUGCAGUGCUUAUGUUACUGUAUACAUGCUGUAGAAGUAAAAAUGCUAAUAUAUCUGAAUGAACAGGGAUGCAGAUGAAAGAUGGAAGAAAAAUAAUAAAUGGUCUGUGUUUACACACAUGCA